Helicoverpa zea (corn earworm) is the source of this 1951-nucleotide messenger RNA. RefSeq names its product CLIP domain-containing serine protease HP8-like. NCBI's taxonomy places the organism in Eukaryota, Metazoa, Arthropoda, Insecta, Lepidoptera, Noctuidae. Gene Ontology annotation, molecular function: serine-type endopeptidase activity. Gene Ontology annotation, biological process: proteolysis. The record is from RefSeq and is a predicted model, not a curated record. The coding region runs from base 869 to 1867 and encodes 332 amino acids. The transcript is spliced from 10 exons.
AGAAAACACUGUAUUAAAAAAAAACAAUGGUAAAUAAUUUAUUUGCGGUACACAUAGGUAUCAAAACUCCUUUGUUAUAAACCUGAACAAUGACGCAAGGGUUUGUUGUAAUUACAUACCGGGAGGCGAUGGACCGGUAACUGCAAUUAAAAAUAAGUUAUUUUGCCCCUGAUAUGACGUCAAGAUCAAGGAUUGUAUGACGACUGUUCAAAUUACCCAAAAAAUGCAGGAAGGAAGUGUAAAUCACUAUAUAACAGUACUUUAGUGACGUAAAGCUUUGACGUUUGAAAGCUAAAACCAGUUACAAUGAUGUAAAAGAUGGGAAAGGUUAAGGAAAAUGCGUAUGCAUGUGGAAUGAUGGCGGAUGGCCUGAGGAAGGAAAGAUAAAAUCUGUCGAAAUGCAUUCGACUUUCAUGUAGAAAUCUUUUUUGUUUAAAGGAUGACAAAUAAACAUCCCUACUUUUUGUUUACCAUAAAAGUAUAGAGUUGUGUGAGGAAAACUGCGAACAUACAUCACAGAAACUUUGCCCUUUCAUGCGCGGAUGCGCGAAGGAUUUCGUCAUCUUAUCUAGCAUAUAUGCGGGAUAGGAUAACGGAGAUGUUGCAAUGAAAUAUGUGAUUAACAGAAGAUCAAGACCACCGGUACACUAUUCAAUAAUGAUUACACGUCCAAUAGAAAGGUUUGGUUGCUACCCUAAGGUGCGAACAAAGCAGAACACGCGCGUAACUAAUAUCGUUUGUACGCUGCGGUGCACUUGACGCACGGCCCAACCGAGCACUGGGACCUGCCACCAGUCAUGAAUGUUUGUUCAAACAACAAACUUCAUAAACAUAUUUGACUGAAAAUAAUAAACGGAUAACACCAAUAAUGUUUUCGAUCAAAUGGCGGAUUAUGUUAGCGUUUACAAUACUGCUACAUCACGGCGUUACGGGUUCUUGGCUCCAGUGGCAAAAAUAUAGGAACAAUAUCUUAUUGAGGCUUGCAUCCCUAAGGGCACUCAAAGGUGAAGACAUAGACAAGACCAUAACAGUUGAGGACAUAGAGAAGCACCCAAUGUGGGUGAAGCUGGAUGCAGUGGAUUGUGGAGAGAGCGCCGCUGACCGCAUCAUCGGAGGAGUCAGCGCGGGCCUGGGGCAGUUCCCUUGGAUCGCAAGACUUGGUUAUCUUGAGGAUGAUGAGAUGGACUGGAUGUGUGGUGGAGCCCUAGUGACUGACCGCCACGUGGUCACAGCCGCGCACUGCGUACAGAAGUCAGAAUAUGGACCCGUAUUGACUACAAUCCGCGUGGGGGAGCACGACACGCGAACGGAUCCUGACUGCGAGCUGACAGUGUGCGCGCCUGCAGUACAGGACCGAUCCAUAAAGAACAUCACCAGCCACCCACUGUUCAACAAGCCCGCCUUCCAUAAUGACAUGGCUAUCAUCAAGUUGGAAAAGCCUGUUACCCUGAAUGACUAUGUGACACCUAUCUGUCUUCCCCGUACUCCUGAGCAAUUAGCUAACCUUCGCGUCGGAGAUCUGAUGACAGUUGCCGGCUGGGGGAAGACCAACAUGACUACAGAAGAACGGGCUAAAGUGCUGCAGUAUGUUGGAAUACCAAUUGUACCGCCGGCAAUGUGCGAUUCCUUCGGCAAGGGAUUCAAACUAACAGAAGCAGAGAUCUGCGCGGGAGCAGAUUUUAAUAAGGACGCAUGCGGGGGUGAUUCAGGAGGCCCACUCAUGAAGGUUUUUGACACACCUGAUGGUCCUAAAAACUACUUAGUUGGAGUAGUGUCCUUCGGCCCAACAAUAUGUGGCAUCAAAAAGCCGGGAGUUUACUCAUCCGUGUCACACUUCCUUAAAUGGAUCCUAGAUAAUUUAGACUGAUUCUAACGUUCUAUAGUGAUAUUACAUUAUACUUAUUCGUAGUCGUUCUAUUUAUGUAAUUAAGUAAAUAAUUUAUACAAAAAA